This is a messenger RNA of Fragaria vesca subsp. vesca, 2342 nucleotides long. RefSeq lists its product as uncharacterized. Gene Ontology annotation, biological process: phloem development. Lineage: Eukaryota; Viridiplantae; Streptophyta; Magnoliopsida; Rosales; Rosaceae. Bases 99 to 2132 code for a protein of 677 amino acids. The transcript has 7 exons. The record is from RefSeq and is a predicted model, not a curated record.
AAGAACAACCAGUUCCCUUAAGCAAAUCCAUAAGCCAGAAUUAAUCACAGCUCCUUCAUUUCCUUCCCUUCUGUGUUAACUAAGCCAUCUGCUUCACCAUGCUAGGCAUAGCACAAAAUACGGUGAGCAAGGUGACCUCAACUGUCACCAACAUUGAGGGUGAGCUCGGCUUGUUCACCAUGUCUGACCACAAAAUCUUAGAGCUCAUUUACACCAGCCAUGUCCAUGAGGACGACUCCUUUGACGUCGAUUCUCUUUUCUUGAUCACCGAAAACAUCAUCAAGCGUUCUACCCAGAUCGUCGAUAACAUCGUGCAGGGAACCCAGGUUCAUGUUGAAACCAUAGAUGAGAUGCCCCCAAAAGCCAGCUUCAGCUCCCCAUUGUGUACCCUCAAAUCAAUUGGUUGUGAGCUAUCUUGCAAGGCUCCAGGUGACGAGAUUGCCCACAAAUCAACACUUUCAAUACUCAACAAGCUAUCGACCUAUUCCUGGGAAGCCAAGGCAGUCUUGGCCUUAGCUGCCUUUGCUUUGGAAUAUGGUGAGUUCUGGCUCCUUGCCCAAAUCCAUCAAUCUGACCCGCUUGCGAAGUCUGUCGCAAUCCUUAAGCGAGUGCCCGUCCUUCUCAAGCCCGCUGACCUCCAGAAACGGCGCCAGGCAGUGGUUGAGCUUAACACUCUGAUCAAGACUACAUUGCAAGUGAUCGAGUGCAUGUUUGAGCUGGAGAAGCUUUCUACUUAUGAUCCAAAGGAUGUGCCUGCAUUGGCCAUUGCAAUGGACCAUAUCCCAGUUGAUGUCUACUGGUCUAUCAUAACCAUUGUUGCUUGUGCUACUAAAGUCACCCUUCUCACCAGUGAUGAGGACAAACCACACGAUUUAUCCCAAUAUUCUCAAAAGAUCCAUUACAUCCUAAACAAGCUUAAGAUCCAGCUGAUAAUCUGCAAGAAACAAAUAGAGGAGGCAGAGACCUAUAGGAAGCUGAGGAAACUUUUUCAGACCCCUACCGAAGUUAUGGAGGUGUUCAAGGCCCUGAUUUUCACCAAGGAUACAGUGCAGCCAAUCAUUGAUGGUUCGACUAACAAAACGGUUACCAUUGAUGUGCUGAGGAGGAAGUAUGUGUUGUUGUUCAUUUCAAGCCUUGACAUUUCUGAUGAUGACAUUGCAAUUCUCAAACCAGUUUAUGAGGGAAUAAAGAAAGAAGAUAAGUACAAGAUUGUGUGGAUUCCCAUUGUGGAGCAAUGGACUGAUGAGCUACGAAAGAAGUUUGAGAUCUUGAGGACUAAGAUGCCAUGGUACACAGUGCAGUAUUUUUCACCAGUUGCAGGCAUCAGGUUUAUCAAGGAAGAGUGGCACUUCAAGGGUAAGCCUGCAGUGGUGGUAAUGAACCCACAAGGCAAAGUAGAAAACACCAAUGCUCUCCACUUGAUUCGAAUUUAUGGAAUGAAGGCAUUUCCUUUCCAUAAGGGCAUAGAAGACACUUUUACUAGUGACAAAGAGUGGAUCACCCCCAUUGUGAAUGAUAUUCACCCAACCAUUCAGACAUGGAUCAAGGAGGAGAAGUACAUUUUCUUCUAUGGAGGCAAGGACAAUGAAUGGAUCCAGCAAUUCACAAAGAAAGCAACUGCCAUUGCAAAUGAUCCUUUUAUUAAGGAACUUAAGAUCAACAUUGAGCUGUUUUGUGUUGGUAAGAGCGCAAAAGGAGGUGAAGACCUUGGGAUUCUCGGACGUUUCUGGAGCGGCAUUGAGAGCUUGUUCUUCACCAAUGUCAACAAGCAAACGGACACUGUCACCAAAGAAGUCCAGAAGCUACUUUCCUAUAAAAAUGAGAGUGGAUGGGCCGUGCUUAGCAAAGGGUCUACUGUGGUGGUCAGUGGUCACGGCUUCACAAUCUUGAAGGUGCUCGAGGACUUUGAGAGAUGGAAGGAGCUUAUCAAGGAAAAGGGCUUUGAGGUCUCAUUCAAAUCGUACCACGAUAAGGUGAUUCAGACCAUGAAGCACUGUGUCCGCCUUGACAUUCCAAGUGUUGCAGGAAAGGUUCCGGAGACAAUGAAGUGUCCCGAGUGUCCUCGCACCAUGGAGACCUAUGUGAGCUACAAGUGUUGCCACACUGAUGGUCCUAUUAACGCGCAUCAUUAGAUCUAUGGUUUGCUUUUGAGAGACUGAGAGGGUGUCUAAUGCCACUAUAGCUAGCUGGUACGAGGGAUAAGUGUUAUGCUUUGUUUUGUUUGUCCAGUGUCAUCGUUUGUACAAUAAUAAUGGGCAUUAUCAUUACGUUGGUAAUGUGUUGUCCGCCUAUGUGAGUCUGAUUUGUGUGUUUUCAAUACUAGAGGUACUAAAAUCUUAUGU